Messenger RNA from Benincasa hispida (wax gourd), 1381 nucleotides. RefSeq names its product epoxide hydrolase 3-like. NCBI's taxonomy places the organism in Eukaryota, Viridiplantae, Streptophyta, Magnoliopsida, Cucurbitales, Cucurbitaceae. Gene Ontology annotation, molecular function: catalytic activity. The record is from RefSeq and is a predicted model, not a curated record.
AUCAUUUCAUCUGUCAUAAAAGAUUAAGCAGGAGAUGAAAACUCCAAGGUCUUCAAGAAACCCAUUUAUUGCCUUCCAUCUCCUUGGCCAAUUUUCCUCCGUCCAACCACCGCCCCUUCAUUCAAUUUUGUUUGCCGCCCCAUUAUAAAACAUACCCAUUUCUCUGCAACUGAUCAUAAAUCCAAGAAAACCAAAAUUGACCCAUCGCCAUGGACACAAUCGAGCACAGAACUGUGAGCGUUAAUGGCAUAAACAUGCACAUAGCCGAGAAGGGUGAAGGCCCAAUUGUUCUUCUCAUCCAUGGCUUCCCAGAGCUUUGGUAUGCAUGGCGCCAUCAGAUUUUGGCCUUGAGCUCACUUGGGUAUCGCGCUGUGGCGCCGGAUCUUCGUGGCUAUGGCGAUUCUGAUGCCCCUGAUUCCAUUUCUAGCUAUUCUAUUAUGCAUAUUGUCGGGGAUCUUGUCGCUCUUGUGGAGAGUCUUGGGGUUAAGGAAGUUUUUGUUGUGGCGCAUGAUUGGGGCGCUUUGAUCGCAUGGUGUUUGUGUUUAUUCCGAGCGGAGAUUGUUAAGGCUUUUGUGUGUCUAAGUGUGCCGUUUAGGCCUAGGCAUCCGUACAUGAAGCCUGUUGAGACCAUGAGGAAGUUUUUUGGAGAUGAUUACUAUAUCUGCAGAUUCCAGAAUCCAGGAGAGAUUGAAGAAGAGAUGGCUCAGGUGGGUGCCAAAGAAGUACUGAAAGGAAUAUUGACAACAAGAAGACCAGGCCCUCCCAUUUUGCCCAAAGGACAAGCCUUCAGAGCCAGGCCUGGAUCCUCGUCUCCCUUACCCUCUUGGCUUUCAGAAGAAGAUCUUUCUUACUUUGCCUCCAAAUAUGAGCAGAAGGGCUUCACUGGACCAUUGAACUAUUACAGAUCGAUGGACUUAAACUGGGAGCUGACAGCCCCAUGGACAGGGGUGCAAGUGAAAGUGCCAGUAAAGUUCAUAGUUGGAGAUGCUGACAUGGUCUAUACAACACCAGGGAUUAAGGAGUAUGUCAAUGGUGGAGGUUUCAAGAAAGAUGUGCCAUUUCUGCAAGAAGUUGUGAUAAUGGAGGGAGUUGGCCAUUUCCUCAACCAGGAGAAGCCUGAAGAGAUUAGCACUCACAUCCAUGACUUCAUAAGAAAAUUCUGAGUCUCAUUCAACAAAGAUUAUAGAAAGUUUUUACUUUUACAAAAUACGUGGUGUGUUUUUUCAGUUUAUGGUGUUUGUUUCUUCUUUUAAGUGAUUAGUAUAGUAUGUUUGAGAGUCCAGAUGGUUGUUUUGUAUGGGAGUUACUUUUUACAAAAUGUAUGUUUUGCAAAAUGAAAGUUGUUCCUAAACAUAUAUGGUGCUUGAUAAUCUUUCAUGGA